Messenger RNA from Helianthus annuus (common sunflower), 5263 nucleotides. Its product is annotated as methyl-CpG-binding domain-containing protein 9. The record is from RefSeq and is a predicted model, not a curated record. The transcript has 10 exons. Lineage: Eukaryota; Viridiplantae; Streptophyta; Magnoliopsida; Asterales; Asteraceae. Gene Ontology annotation, cellular component: nucleus. Gene Ontology annotation, molecular function: DNA binding; protein binding. Bases 1 to 5049 code for a protein of 1682 amino acids.
AUGGAACAAUCCGGUUCGAGUACUGGUAACGGUAUGGGUACGGGCAUGAAUACGAAUAUGGAUAUGACUGGUAUGGGUACGGGUACGGGUAUGAAUACGGAUAUGAAUACGGAUACGAAUAAUGUGUCCAUAGACGGGACAGGUGCCCAAAGUGCCCAUACAGUAGACUUCGAUCUCAACAAAACCCCACCCCCUUCUCCUCCUCCAGAACAACCACCACCCGCAGCCGGUAAUGACGACGGCGCUACGGCGGAUCACCGGUGUGCUUCGUGCAGUCAGACGCAAGGUGAGAUGGUGGAGUGUUCUCUCUGCAUAAAACUCUUCCAUGUAGACUGUUUACAACAAGAAGCCACUGAUUCACAAAACAACUUCAAUUGCGCCAACUGUUCGACGAAAUGCCGCAGAGCAAAGAGGCUGCGCCGAUCUUCCUCCGCCGCUAGCGGCGGUGACAGUUUAGGGCUUAUGGAUAUGAAUGCGUCUCCACCGCGUGAGGUUGACGAUGAUGUCAUGGAGGUUUGUGCAAAUCAGGAAUUGGUGGAGAUUAACGGUGGAUUCAAAAUGCAGGAUACAUUUGGUAACCUCUUAGCUCAAUAUACCUUAACUUCUCCAAACACUCGUACAAAUAUGCAAAACACACAGUCGAAUCUCGAUAUUGAAACACAAAACGCUCACUUAGCAUAUUUACAAGCGUUGAAAGACUACAUAUCUAAGAAAAGAGGCGUAUUAGGAGAUGGUUGGCGUGUUGAAUUUAAGUCUUCUGAAAGUACGAGCAAAACUUCUCCGGUUUAUUGUGCUCCAGAUGGAAGUAAAUUUGAUUCGAUGCGAAAAGUUGCUCGUUAUCUUGGUUUGUUAUCGGAAUCCUUUUUAUUUGAAACAAAAGGUAAUGAUAGCAGCAGUGGGUUACUGCAAAAUGGCUCACGUCGUACUAUAAGUAUUGGUAAUUCUUCAAGGUCAAUGAGCGGGAUCUGUAAUGGUGGAAAUGCAUUUGAAGUAGACCCCGUGCAGAAUGGUAACCGCGGGUCAGAGUUGCUUCUUGAUGGUUUUCCAAUUCAGUUCGAAGACUUCUUCAUUACAUCAAUUGGAAAAAUCGACCCACAACCUUCAUUUCACAACACUUCCCAAAUCUGGCCCGUUGGGUACAAAUCUAUGUGGCAUGAUAAGCUUACAGGGUCCAUUUUCGUAUGUACUGUUUCAAAAAAUGACGAUUGUGCCCCAACGUUCAAAGUAACCCGGUACCCCUGCGCAAAGCAAUCAAUCCCAAACGCUUCAACCAUAAUCUACAAACCAAAAUGCGGGCCCUCUGAUCUAGUUCCACCAACCUCUUUGACUACAGAAAGUCAACACAUGACUUCUAAUAACUCUGUUGAUUUAAUUGGUGAAAUUUCAGUUGAGGGGAGGUCACCAUCAUCCGCGUGGCAAUUGGUCAUCGAAACUUUAUUAUUUGCAUGCCGCCAAUCGUUUCGUGAUUUAAACUUUUUAAGUUUUUGCUGUAACCACAGCGUUGAAAGUCUAAGUCAACAUUCUUAUGGUUCAUAUGGUAGUGACUCGUUGGACAAAUUUCGGUGUUUGGCUGGUGAAACUAACAGCAUCCCGAGGUUAAUACUCACUGUUGACCAGUUUGACUUUUCUUGUACGGUGCUGAGGAGAUGGUUGCAACCGAAUAGAUUCGGUCUAGAUGCAGAGUUUGUUCAAGAACUCAUAGAACAGCUACCGGAAGCUUCUUCUUGUUCCGGAUAUAAAUCUUUGGAUGCCAGGUGUCAAAACUCAAUUGCUCAUACUGUUGGAAGCGGGUCUUUUAUGGUUUUAAGGAAACAUCGUUCACUGCCAGCAGUUUCAGAUAGUAUAAGAGAAAACGAUAAUAGACCGGGCCCACCAGGCAAUAAAAUCGCCUCAGACCUUCCUCCUAGUUUAAUCGGGAAUGCUCUCCAGGUCUAUGAGUUUUUCUUGCGUUUCCAUAACGUUCUGGGGCAAGAGGCACCUCUCUCUCGACAAAAACUGGAAUACGAGUUACUGAAUCCAUGGAUUCACGGCUUAAAUUACACAAAUACCCUUAACACAAAAUCCCAUGACGAACAUUUUGUUGAUGCAACUAAAAGAUCUGAGGGGUAUGAUUGUCAAUCACUGUUAUCAGACUUUCAAAUGGCAAUGGUGAAGAUGUUAGUAGAAGAUAUGUUGUCGAAAAUUGUGAUUAAUGAUCCUUCUAAUGUUAUUGAGUCGAAGUCGAGAAAAGCGAGGAAGAAAAACAUGGAGGUCAAGGUCAAUGUUCAUGGUCAAAAGUCAAAGAUUGGUAUAUUUCCUGUUAAUGAAUUCACUUGGCCAGAAUUAGCAAGGAGAUACAUUUUGGUUUUGUUGUCUAUGGAUGAUGGUUUCGAAGAUUUGGAGAUUACGGGCCGUGUAUUUAAUGAUAUAUUUCUUUGUUUGAGCGGUAACGGGGGCCCGCUUUGCGGUUAUCUUACGGGAAUGGCUGCAAUCGAGGCUGAUGCAGUGGUUCUAGCAGAGGCAUCAAAGAAAGUGUUUUCUUCCGUGAAGAGUAGGACUGUCGACUUUAUCAUAGAUAAAAAAGAUCUUAAUAUUAACAACUCUGCCAUUGAUAAAAAGAGAAAUGAUAACAAAUGUCCUGAGUGGAUUAAGCUUCUAGAACCCAUAAGAAAGCAACCAACAAACGUGGGAGCAAAAAUAAGAAACCGAGUUAAAAGAUCUUUGGAAAAAGGGCCACCCGAGUGGGCCACAGAGAUGUUGUUGAAGUCCAUAAGCAAAGAUGUCUACAAGGGUAAUGCGGCAGGACCCACCAAGAAAAUUGUCGUUGAGGUUCUUGAAAAAGUGAGAAAAGAAAAUCCACUAACUAGAAAGAAAACAAAAGAAAGCCGUGUUAUAAGGACGGUAUCUGAUGUGAUCAUGAAAAGGUGUCGAAUGGUGCUACGGGAUGUUGCGGCUCAAGAUGGAAACAAGUUCUUUUUCAGUCUCAUGGCCGAAUCUUUAUUGAAAACGAACGAAUCUGAUGAUGAUGGAAAUCUUGAAUUGAUUUCAAGACCGUUAGAUUUCAGGACCAUUGACCUUAGAUUGGAUGCAGGCUCUUAUAAUGGUUCGCAUGAGUCUUUCAUUGAGGAUGUUCGUGAGGUUAUGCAAAAUUUGCGAAUAAAAUAUACGAACAAAUUUAAAUAUCUUGAGUUGAUUGAGAAAAUUUCAAAAAAACUAGAAGAUCAGUAUGAACAAGAGGUACUCACACUGGUCAACAAAACAGUCCAAUACGUGAACAACAGUCCCACCUCAUCAUCUGCCGAGCUAAAAACCGAGCUAAAUAUGAUGAUUGCAGAAACGAUUGCAACCACAAUUUCCGUUGCUCCAUGGGAGGUCGGGAUUUGUAAGAUAUGUGGAAAAGACGAAAACGACCAUAUUUUGCUUUUAUGCGAUAGAUGUGAUGCAGAGUAUCAUACGUAUUGUUUAAAUCCACCGCUUCAAAGAAUUCCGAAAUCAAGUUGGUACUGCCCUCCUUGCAUUUCGUUCAUUACAAGUCAAAGUCAAACUAUGUCACGAGAAGACGAUUUUGACUCCCUGGUAUUGAGUCAACCCAGUGAGAAGAGAAGUCAAAGGGAAUUUAUCCGAAAUGGUUUAGAGGCACUCGCGGAUUUAGCAGAUAGUAUGGAGUCAACAGAGUACUGGGAACUAGGAGUGAAGGAGAGGGUUUCUCUGUUACAGUUCUUGUCUGACGAGGCUUUAAGCUCGACAGCAGUUCGAGAAUACAUAAGCGCAUAUGAGUCCGACAUCGAACGAAACUACUUGGGCCGGGACUGGGCCGGAAGACUGUACUGGACUCUUGGCGGGCCCGAAAGGCUCUUUGUAUCGGGCCCACACUGUGAUGGUGAAGUGUGUGUACCCUCUGAUAAAGAAUUUGAUUCUUGGUUUUGCUAUGAAUCGGAUACGGAAAUCGAGGCGCUCAUUGAAUGGCUAAGAGACGACGAUGCAAGAGAGAAAAAAUUGAAAGAAGCGAUUUUGAAGUGGCAAAAAGGUGCAUUAAAUGAUCCCGAUAGUCGAGUUCACUUGCAAGAUAAUUGCUUGAGGUCGUCGGUUUAUAGCACCAAAGCAAGGGCAGAAUUGGAAAACAAAUUUGGUUUGUUUGACGUGAAUAUACGCCGAUGUGAUUGCUUGGAAUUGGUGGGGUGCAAUUUGCAUCAUUGUUUUUCGUGCCACUCGUCGUUUUUCGACGACGAGGUACAUCAAUGUACGAGUUUUGAUAACCAGUUGACUUUGACUAACGAGCUGGUCAAUUCAAGCGGGAACCCGUCGUUUUUUGUACCUGAAGAUAACCUUCACGAUAACAAUGCUGCAUUCUUGGUCAAACAGGAAGUCAAGUCAAACGAGUCACCAUCUGAGGUUGACCAGUCUAACCUUGAGGGUAUAACGGGAAAGAAUCCCUCAUUUCUCUCUGGGCCUCUAACGGGCCGGGUUUCUGAAAUCAUUCGGUGUCUGAAAAUGAUUUUAUUCGAUAUUGAAACCACUCUUCCGAGAGAAGCUUUUCGACCUUCUAGAGUCGACCCGGAUAAGUUAAGAGGCUGGCGGGCUUUUUUAAAAUCGGCCCAAUCAAUUCAUGAGAUGGUACAGGCAGUUAUCAUAUUCGAGGAUAUGAUAAAAACCGAACAUUUGAAGAAAGAAUGGUGGCAUUGGUCAUCACCAUCAGCCGCUGCCAAAAUAUCAACCAUUUCAUCUCUGGCGUUACACAUAUACGCCCUCGAUGCUGCCAUCAGUUACGAGAAGCCGCCACCGCCCCCACCACCGCCUCCACCUCAGCCGCCAGUGGCCUUGACAGAGCCGGUGGCAGCAGGAGAUUCCGUGUCAACGGAACAAACUUCAAAAAAGUCGAACUUGAAGAACAACCUAAAGCCAUGCACCUCGACAUCGAAGCCGAAUGAUCUGGAACAUCCCUUUAAGGUUUCGAAAUCUGAAGAAAAACCGAAGAACAAGAAACUUAAAGUUUCACAUGGUGUUGUUGUAUACGGUAACGAUGAACGUUUGGAGGUAGUUAGACAGGUGAACCCGAACCCCGAGCCCUGAACUGUGAACCACUGCAUCCUGGUGUUGUAGGAAAAAGGGGGUGUGGUUGCGGUAUAUUAGUUAUAUGCGGAUGCUCGUAGUUUUUAUUUUCUUCUUUUUUUUUUAAUCGCCUGUUGUAGACAGAAGCGCAAAAACGCUUGAUUGUGUUUUGAUCUGCUAUCCAAAUGGAUUUUGGGAUGUUUUAAUUAUCGGGUUUUGCUCACAUGUUUGAAUC